AUGCCAGCUGCUGCGUGCGUCAAUUCGUUGAGGCGCUUUGUGAGUCGCGUUGGUCGCGUUCGCGUUAUACAUUGCGACAACAGCACCUCGUUCGUCGGCGCGUUCCGCGAGAUAAAGGAGAUGCGACAGCAACUCGUCCAGCAGCUGAAGUCCAACAAAUGGGCUAACGAGUGCCUGAAAAAGGGCAUCGAGUUCCAGUUUAUUCCCCCGAGAGCACCGCAUUGUGGUGGGCUGUGGGAAGCUGCGGUGAAGAGCUUCAAGCACCAUCUCGUCAGGAUCAUCGGCUCAUCACCUUACCACUUUGACGAUUUUCGCACGACUGUCGCUCAGGCGGAAAGCAUCAUGAAUUCCCGUCCUUUAACUCCACUUUCCAAUCAUCCUGAAGACCUCUCCGUGCUCACUCCUGCCCAUUUCCUGCUGGGUGAACCAGCCAUCUGGCUUCCCAAGCCAGACUACUCAAGCAUUCCCGCUUCCAGACGACACAGCGAGCCAUGA
Messenger RNA from Ochlerotatus camptorhynchus, 495 nucleotides. RefSeq lists its product as uncharacterized. Bases 1 to 495 code for a protein of 164 amino acids. Gene Ontology annotation, molecular function: nucleic acid binding. The transcript has a single exon. Gene Ontology annotation, biological process: DNA integration. Lineage: Eukaryota; Metazoa; Arthropoda; Insecta; Diptera; Culicidae. The record is from RefSeq and is a predicted model, not a curated record.